CAACAGUCCCUCGCGCAGAAAUGUGAGCCUGGCAAGACAACAACGUAAAUGACUCACGAGACACUCACAUGAAUUCAUGAAGAAAAGGGAUCAACUUUUCAGGGACGUCAGGAAACCAGGGAUCUUUUAGUCUUGGUUUUACAUCAAAAUGGCUCUACGCCAGAAUCUUGUCUUAUUGUUCCUCGUGAUAUGUUCUGGCUGUGUCAUCGCCAUUGCUAGUUCGACAAGUAAACCAAACAUCGUGUUCAUCCUUACAGAUGAUCAAGAUGUAGUGCUCGGAGGCCUUACUCCUUUAAAGAAAACUGAGACACUGAUUGCUCAGCAUGGGAUGAAAUUUGACAACAUGUUUGUGACGAGUCCUCUUUGUUGUCCGAGCCGAUCAAGUAUCCUAACUGGAAAGUAUAUACACAAUCAUCGUGCAAGAAACAACUCCAUAUCGGGAGGAUGUUCAAGUCUCGGGUGGCAACGGGGGCCCGAGAAGCACUCAGUCAGCACCUAUGUAAAAAAUCUUGGUUAUCGGACAUUCUUUGGUGGGAAGUACCUGAAUCAAUAUGGGAUGCCGCAAGUUGGAGGCCCUGAACAUGUUCCCCCAGGUUGGGAUGAAUGGGUUGGACUUGUAGGUAACUCCAGGUACUACAACUAUACAUUGUCUGUGAAUGGGAAACCAGAGAAACAUGGAGAUACUUAUGCCUCUGACUACCUCACUGAUAUUUUGAAAGAACAUGCUGUCAGUUUUAUAAAAGAACAGUCAGAAGCAUCCCCCCCUUUCUUUAUGAUGGUUGCCACCCCUGCGUGCCACGCCCCUUUCACUCCUGCGCCUCAGUACAAGGAUAACUUUAACACAAGUAAGGCGCCUAGGACAGCAAGCUUUAACAUGGCAGGUGGACCUAGCAAGCACUGGCUCAUCAGAAACACUCCUCAUCCCAUGAAGGACUCCUCCAUCAAUGCUUCAGAUUCUAUCUUCAGAAACAGAUGGCGUACCUUGUUAUCUGUGGAUGACCUCGUUGAUCAAGUUGUUCAGGCAUUGGACAAAGGGAAACACUUGAAGAAUACCUACAUCAUAUUUUCCUCAGAUAAUGGAUUUCAUCUUGGUCAGUUUUCUCUUCCACAAGACAAGCGGCAGCUGUACGAAUUUGACGUUCGUGUUCCCUUUAUGAUCCGUGGUCCUGAGGUGAUGGCAAACAAAACUUCACAGAGUCCUAUACUCAAUAUAGACAUAGCACCAACUAUUGUUGAGUUAGCUGGUGGGAAAGCACCAGAGUCUAUGGAUGGACGAUCUAUUCUUCCUCUCUUGAAGGCAGGUGGUGAGAACAGUCACAAGGAGGAAAAUGUAGAUUGGCGCACGGACUUUCUCGUUCAACACUUUGGUGAAGGGGAUCUUAAGAUUGGGGGAUGCCCGGAGCUUUCUCCUGGUGUCUCGUGUUGUUGGCCCAAUUGUGUGUGCGAAGACGCCUGGAACAACACUUAUUCUUGUGUCCGUUCUCUGAGCUCGUCGGAAGACAUGAUGUAUUGCGAGUUUAGAGAUAAAGAGGCCUUUGUGGAGCUGUACGAUAUCAAGAAAGAUCCUGAUCAGCUGAAGAACAUCGUCAAAGAAGUUAAUCCGAAAUUUCUGGCCAAAAAGCACUCUCGCCUUGUGGAUCUAGUGACAUGCUCAGGGGACUCUUGCAGGGAGUCCUGCUGUGAGACCGAGGAUACGGUGCUUUGAAUUGUGACCAAUCAGACGAGAUCUGUCAAUGUCACUCGAAAGAAACUAGUACAGUACUAAUGUAAACGAUAUGUUUCGUUCUUAGCGGGGUCAGGGGGUAGGGGUAGGGGUAAAUUGUCCCCACAUCAUGACUGAGAGCUAAUAUUUUUCCGUACAGCCCGACCUAACUCAUGAAGUAAGCUCGGUAUCAUAUGAAUGCCCCUCCUCCCCUUCUUUUUUUUCCUUUCUCCUUUUAGCUCACGCCUCGCGGGGCCUUACGGAGUUUUUCGGCCCCGCUCACUUCAUCGCUUACAGCCCUCAUGCGGGGAUUUUUUCCCAAUGUUUACGACAAAGCGCGCCCGAGGCCUAAUGGCUCAUGUGACAAAGUACGGUAAAAGAGAUUUGGUAAUGAUAAUGUGAAGUUCUAACAACAGUGUCCAAUAAAAGUUGUAAAUGACAUCGCUAAAUACACCUUCGCAUCGCUUAUAUAAAAAGCAAACAAUUUCUUCGACCCUUCAGUGAUGCGGUUGUUCUAGAAAUUUAAUCGUGUUCAGAAGCUUUCGCUUGCUGUUUCUUUCUGUUGUUGUUUUACCUCCGUUUUUUUGCUAAAUCUGCUUGAUACGGAAAGCGGUAGGGUGAUCUAGAACGAUUUCUGAUUCUUUACUUCGUAAGACUAUAAAACAUUUUCCUCCAAGUCACUAGCAGGUAUGUUCGUGUCUUAAACAAAAUAAAGGAAUUGAAUUUUGAGGUUUUAUCUCCUUCAAGUCAACCAAUGUGGCCGACGUAACGUCGCGUGACAGACUCUUCGAUGUUAUGUAACGCUCACCCCGAAGAAGCUUCUUUGAGGA
Stylophora pistillata is the source of this 2532-nucleotide messenger RNA. RefSeq names its product N-acetylglucosamine-6-sulfatase. Gene Ontology annotation, biological process: glycosaminoglycan metabolic process. The record is from RefSeq and is a predicted model, not a curated record. Lineage: Eukaryota; Metazoa; Cnidaria; Anthozoa; Scleractinia; Pocilloporidae. Gene Ontology annotation, molecular function: N-acetylglucosamine-6-sulfatase activity; glycosaminoglycan binding.